This is a messenger RNA of Hibiscus syriacus, 1191 nucleotides long. RefSeq names its product E3 ubiquitin-protein ligase PRT6-like. The record is from RefSeq and is a predicted model, not a curated record. The coding region runs from base 1 to 1026 and encodes 341 amino acids. Gene Ontology annotation, cellular component: ubiquitin ligase complex; cytoplasm. The transcript has 3 exons. NCBI's taxonomy places the organism in Eukaryota, Viridiplantae, Streptophyta, Magnoliopsida, Malvales, Malvaceae. Gene Ontology annotation, biological process: ubiquitin-dependent protein catabolic process via the N-end rule pathway; protein ubiquitination. Gene Ontology annotation, molecular function: ubiquitin protein ligase activity.
AUGAAUCGUGAAAUUGGAGUUUUCCAGAAGGGAGAAUUUUUGUGUCCUGUGUGUCGUCGACUAGCAAAUUCUAUCUUGCCUGCAGUGAAUGGGAAUUUCCAGAAGGUUGGAAGGCUGCCUACGACUUCAACUGUUGAUCAAGUGCAUGCUAUAGGUUCUCCACCAAACAAAGCUAUAUGUUCCCUCCUGCUUCAGAGAGGGUUAUCUCUUCUAACAACUGCUGCCAAGGUGGUCAGGAGGUCUGAUUUCUUCGAAGCUUUUUCUCGUCAAAGAAAAGAAAGAACAAUUCGCAAUCUGGAACCUAUAUCUCGUGCACUGUCUAAAAUGUAUUUUUCAAAAAAGCAGGAUAGGUUCUUAGGACCUCCAAGGUUAAGCUACCCAGUAAUUUUAUGGGAUACACUUAAGUAUUCUCUUAUGUCAACCGAAAUUGCAGCUCGUAGUGAAAAGAAUUCUAUGGCUGCAAAUUAUAACCUUGCUUCGUUGUAUAAGGAAUUUAAUUCUUCGAGUGAAUUUAUAUUUUCCUUAUUGCUAAGAGUUGUCCAGAACCAGAGCAGUACAAACUCUCUUCAAAGAUUCAGAGGUCUUCAACUGUUUGCAGAGUCUAUUUGUUCUGGUGUUUCCUUUGACUACCACAACACCAAGCAUAAACAGGAAGACAAUCUCCUUCUCAUCUUGGAGCAUGAUGAUAAGGAAGCAUUAUAUCCUGAUAUUCAACUUUGGAAUCGGUCGUCUGAUCCUAUUCUUGCCCGUGACCCUUUCUCAUCAUUGAUGUGGGUUCUCUUCUGUCUUCCAUGCCCAUUUAUCUCGUGUGAGGAGUCCUUGUUAUCUCUUUUGCAUCUCUUCUAUGUUGUCUGUGUGGUUCAGGCUGCAAUCUUAUUUUUUGGGCAAGAUGAAUGUAACAUCAAUGAUUUAGGUUCCCAUCAUUCCCUAAUUACUGUUGUCUGCGGCAUUCUUCGUGGAUCUGAUUGGGCACGCUGGUAUUUUGUAUCAAAUGAUAUUUACCGUUUUGUCAUAUUAAAGAAAUGAUUCAAAGAUUGAGUUUCCCUUAUUUGCGGAGGUGUGCAUUGUUGUGGAAAUUGCUUAAGUCUUCUGCCGCAGCACCAUGCUGCGAUAGGGGUACUGUCUGGGAGUCAUCUCAUGUGAUGACUGAUAUGAUGGAUACAACUGAAAUUACUUCAGUGGAGCUGAAUG